AUGAAUAAUAUUCUUAGCAAAGCUAUUAAAUUUUAUUCUAAAAAUAAACGAAAAAUUGAUCCGCAUAUUACGAUCUUAGGACUUUAUUUGACAACAAAAUUCCUAUUUAGAAGAGCAAAAGCUAUUAUUUCAACAUUAAGUUUAUAAUAAGUAGAUAUUGCAAAUAGAUAUGGAAAAGGAUCAUAUGCUCUUAUAACCGGAGGAGCUGGAGGAAUAGGAAGAGAAUUUGCUUUAGAUUUAGCCAGAAAAGGAUUUAAUUUAAUUAUUGUAGAUUUCAAUUAAGCAAGCUUAGAUUCAAUACAAUAAGAAAUCAAAUCUAUAAAAAGUGAAUUGAUGGUGAAAACUUUAUUAAUUGAUUUUGCUAAAGGUGAUAAUCUAGAAUUCUAUAAGAAAUUCUAAUAAGAAAUUUCAAAGCUAGACAUAUCUAUAUUAAUUAAUAAUGUUGGAACAACUAAAGGUUCUUUUGGAAUUUUUAAUAGAUUACCCAUUAAAAAUAUUAUGGAAGGGUUUUAUAUUAAUUUUGUUGAUCAAAUAAUGGUAACAUAGGCUGUCAUCAAUUAAAUGUUUUAAGAAAUAAAUACUAAUCAUUAAUUUUGAAUUUAAGUUCUGCUACAUCAUAUUAACCAAUUCCAUUUUUUUUUGGAUAUGGAUCAUCUAAAGUAUUAUAAUUAAGAAUUUUAGGUUGGAAUGGCAAGUUUUUUUGAUGCUUUAUCAUUAGAAUUAAGAAACCAUAAAAAUAUUGACAUCUUAACUUUAAAACCUUAUUAUGUAAGUACUGCAAUGAUAAAACAUAAAAAAGGAGUCUUAAUAAUAUUAGUUUAAUCUACUUGGAAAUAUGUUGGAAGGACGAAUGAAAUUACUCCAAAUUGCAUUUACUAAAUUUAAGUAUAUUUCGAAAGUUCAUUACCAUCGUUUAUAAGAAAUUUUAUGAUUUCAAUGUCGCAUAAGAAGGGAGCUGAAGAUGUAACGAAGAGAUAAGAAUGA
This is a messenger RNA of Paramecium sonneborni, 984 nucleotides long. NCBI's taxonomy places the organism in Eukaryota, Ciliophora, Oligohymenophorea, Peniculida, Parameciidae. The record is from the annotation of a GenBank genome assembly.